Acomys russatus (golden spiny mouse) is the source of this 2967-nucleotide messenger RNA. RefSeq names its product SPOC domain containing 1 (gene Spocd1). The record is from RefSeq and is a predicted model, not a curated record. NCBI's taxonomy places the organism in Eukaryota, Metazoa, Chordata, Mammalia, Rodentia, Muridae. The transcript has 14 exons. Gene Ontology annotation, biological process: DNA-templated transcription. Bases 1 to 2967 code for a protein of 988 amino acids. Gene Ontology annotation, cellular component: nucleus.
AUGGGUGAUGGAAGAGUCCCUGUCCUCAUCAAAGAGGGGCUCAGUGAAAGGCUCCCGCCCCUCUCGCCAGCCCUGCCCCCUCGGAGGGUCCGAAGGAAGUGCAAGAAGUGUGGCAUCUGUCCCGAAGAUGAAGAGGAGACAGGUUUUCCCUUGAGGCUUGGUCAGAUCCCUCAUAGGAACUGCCAGCCUACCCAAGGCCCUCCCCAGAGUGCGUCUCCAGAGCUCUCUACAGCUCUCCAAAGCCUUCUUUCUCCUGAGGACGCCAGGCCUGGAGAGCCAGAUGGAAAUUGGGGGGAAUGCACCCCAGAGUCUGAGUUUGAAAGCAUGCUCUUUUCUAAGGAUGUGGCUCAGCCAGGGAGCCUUGAUCACUUUUUUGGAUUCCCAGGGCUCUUUGGAGGUGAGCCCCUUAGUCUGGUCACAGAGGAUCGCCCCCAGAGCCCAGCACUGUACCCAGGGAUGCUUACUGGGGAUUCUACAGAGCAGCAUGAGGUACAGCUGGUGUUUGUGGUUGGCAGCCCUGAGGGGUCAGAGGUCAAGGCCCAGCCAGGGUCCAGGAUAGGGCAGAGGCAAGGACUUGCUGCUGCAGUCGAGUCCUGUGCCAGCUCCCUGGAGCCCUUGGGUGGGCUCUGUGACGCAUCCCUGGGGCAGGGAAGCCCCAGGCAUGUGAAGAAGAGGCCAUGGACAGAUCCAGGGUCCUGUGUGGAAAAACAGUGCACAGACGACUCCAGCCAGGAUCAUCUCCCAGAGGAAGCUAGUCAAAAAGGUUGUCCCCAACUGGACGAGAUGAGAGUGCCCUGUGGGGUGAAGAUCGUGCACUACGUCUGGUCUGGGACAGUGAUCCAGCUCCUGGGAGCCAUCAGCUGCAGCCAGCCAGGGGGACAGAUUGAAGCUCUUGAGGACUUGAUGGAGGUUAGCUCAGCAAGGAGGAAGAAAAAAAGGCUUACGACUCCUCACCCUGCCAGUUGGCAGUGUGAGCCUACAGGAAUGGAGCCUAUGGAGCUUCUUCAGCAGAGGGCAGAGAACCCAGGUGAUGGUCCACAAAGCCUGGAGAUCGCAUGGUACAUUCCCUCUACUGCAGGUGAACAGGAAAGUGCGCCCCUGGAUGUUGAAGUGCGAGCCACCGUGGUCCGUGCCAUGCAGGAAGCGCUAUGGACUCGUGCCCAGGAGCUUCCUGACCUGCUGCUGAAGGAAGAAGAGGUAGCAGGCAUUGCAGAGGGCAUCGAGGCAGCCCUCUUCCACCUGACCCAAGACACCAACAUCCGCUACAAGACCAAGUACCGCAGCCUGCUCUUUAACCUGAGAGAUCCCCGAAACUCUGAGCUGUUUCUCAAAGUGGCUCACUGUGAUGUCACCCCACACGACCUGGUACAGAUGAGCUCAAUCCAGCUGGCCCCCAAGGAGCUGUCCCGCUGGCGGGAUGAGGAGGAGAAAAAGGGCCUGGACAUCAUUGAGCAAUACCAGAAAGAACUGUACAGACUUCCCGCCUCCAAACUGACUCACAAGGGGGAGAUAGAGAUCCAGCGGGACUCGGACCAGAUGCUGACCCUGGAGGACCUGAUGGAACCCAUGGUACCCAGAGAGUGCAGCCCACAGGCCCUGCCAGGCCCUCUGGAGGACACCACAGAUCAGCAUCAGCACCACCUCUGGGAUACUAACUGCCACAUCUGCAAUGGUGGGAAGGAAGCCAGGAAGGAUGUCAGUGGUAGCCCGCCAGAGCCACAUACGGGCAGCAGCCACAACAUGGAUCGGAAAUCCUCAACUAAACCGCCUGGCUUCCCCAGAGUCCUGAUGGACAUGGAGAAAAAUGUCAUCCAGAAAGCCCCAGAUCCAGCUCCUGUGUCCUCUUCAGAGAUGCUCAAAGCUGGGGAGACACUCCCCAAAGAACCACAGGACAGUCUUUCUAGACUCCAGAUGCCUGCUGGGCCCAAAAAUGGCCUGCCCAGCCCUCCCCCCUGGGAAGGCUCACUGGAUAUGUUCUCGAUCAAGCAUUUCCGGGCCAAGGCGCAGCUGAUCUCGGGGCACAGCUGUCAGCUCGUCCAGGCUCUGCCACAGGUCAUUCGCUCAGCGGGCUGCCUCCCCCCAAACAAUGUCUGGGAUCUUCUCGACAGCAUGUGCCCAGCCAAGGCAAGGGACAUCUGUGUGGUCAGACUCUGUCCCCAUGGGUCUCGGGACAUCAAGAACUACCGUCUGCUCUACUCCUACCUCAACAACAAGCAGUGCCACUGCCUGGCAUCUGUGGAGCCCGUGGCGAUGGUCCUGCUGCCCCUGCCAGCCUUCCAGCCUCUGCCAGCCAGACUGCGCCCCCUGGGGGGCCCAGGUCUCGAAGCUACUCACACGAGCCUGUUACUAGCUGUACUGUUCCCUAAGGAUGGGCUUCCAGACACAGCUGUGCCCAGCCCCAUGCGGAAAAAGGUGCCAAAGACUGUCUCCUUCAGCAAAAAAGUGGAGAUGAGACGCUACCAGCCAGAGGACAGCUCAGAGGCCACCCUGAGAGGAUCAUCUCCCCAUGAGGAGGCCUCACAUCAGAGCUUGGCCAAGGACAGCCUGGCACCAAGGACUGUUUGUACUCCCCAGGGCCUCCCCAGAGGCAGGGGAAGGCAGGAACGUGGGAGAGGACAGAGGUCCUCAGAAGAAGGCUGGUGCCACCCCCAACAUCUCAAUUUAGCAGGACCAAUUUUUCCUGGCAUUGGCCGUGGGCAGCACCUCCAUAGGCCUUCCUGUUUCCACCGAGACCUACUCCAACACCUCAGGGUCUUAGUGACCAUGACUCAACAGUUCCAGGCCUCACUGUGGCCCCCAGGCCAGGAGCCCCUCCUUCCAUCCUCUGCAGUAUCUGCAGUUGCAGAUCCCCCUGGGCCAAUCCCAGACCCUUCAUUGGGCCCUGUGGAUGGAGGUGGCUCUGCGUGUCCCCUGCCAGAGCCUUCAGACUCACCGGAACGGGAGUGUGGAUUCUCUUACCAGUGCUGA